Chelmon rostratus (copperband butterflyfish) is the source of this 4713-nucleotide messenger RNA. RefSeq names its product trichohyalin-like. Lineage: Eukaryota; Metazoa; Chordata; Actinopteri; Chaetodontiformes; Chaetodontidae. Gene Ontology annotation, molecular function: small GTPase binding. The record is from RefSeq and is a predicted model, not a curated record. Bases 117 to 3995 code for a protein of 1292 amino acids. Gene Ontology annotation, biological process: regulated exocytosis. The transcript has 8 exons. Gene Ontology annotation, cellular component: intracellular membrane-bounded organelle.
CGAAGCUCGGUGGAAAACUUUUCCUCCCUCCUGUCCGCUCAUGGUGGUCACCGCCGCUUUUUGUGGUUUGGAUUUAAAUUCUGCGCGGUGUUAAUCCAGCAACAGGCGGUGUCAGCAUGUCCCUGGCGGAUCAGCAGUGGUGUCCCACGAGCGUCCAGGUAACUGUGCUCCAAGCCAGAGGCCUCAGGAUUAAGGGGAAAAGCGGCACCAACGAUGCGUACGCGGUCAUGCAAGUGGGCAAGGAGAGGUACCAGACCUCGGUGGUGGAGAAGAGCGUGGCACCGGUGUGGAAGGAGGAGGCCGCCUUCGACCUGCCGCAGCUGCAGCAGACCGGCGGGGGAGGCACGGAGCGCUCCACGCUGCGUGUCCACGUCCUGCACCGGGCCCUGGUGGGUCCAGACAAACUGCUGGGGCAGGCUGUCAUCAACCUGCUGCAGCUCAGUGAGGACAGAGCCCGCAACAAGACCGAAUGGUUUAAGUUGCUGGACAAGACUGGCAAGGCAGACAAAGACAGAGGAGAUGUGCUUGUGGACAUCCAGUUCAUGAGAAACAACAUGACUGCCAGCAUGUUUGACCUCUCUGCUGCCGGCAAGUCCAGAUCCCGCCUGGGCAAGUUCAAGGACAAAGUUCGCGGCAAGAAAAAGGAAUCGGAUUCUGCGUCCUCGGUGGUGCCGUCCUUCAGUCAGGUUCUGACAGACAGCGAGGAGGAGGGAAAUGGGGAGGGGGACGUAGCUGCUGCCAAGGACGAGAAAAAGAAGAAAAUUAAGAUGAAGUCGUUGUUUUCUCCCAAGUCUAACCUGCAGAGGAACAUGUCUCAGUCCAUGUCAGUUCUGCCUGCGAAGAACUCCUCGCUGAGCGGCAGCCAGUCAUCUGGCCUAAAUGUGGACCCCUCUGAAGGUAAAAAGAAGUUCAAGUUCAAGAUACACAAACGUUCGGGCAGCUCAGACAGCAAAGAUUCCUCCUCUGGUCACCAAAAGCAUGGCGCUCCAGAACAGAGUAACCUGUGCAUCAAUGGCAGUCAUAUAUACUGCGAAGAGCCGCAGGCCCGGACCUCUCGCAUCGGAUCAAACUACAGUCUGGCCAGUUCAGGCCACGGAUCCAUGGACGACGUCCCCGAAAGCUCUCCUCCAUCUGUUGAUUCACUGAGGGCAGAAAAGAUGGCUGAUGCAGAAAAUGUGAAAGAGGAUGUGGGUGAACUAAGACAGGAGGAAGAGGAAAGGGUUAGGAUGGAGGAGGUGAGGAGGAGAAGAGAAGAGGAAGAGGAGAGGGAGAGGAGGAGGCUAGAGGAAGAAGAAAGGCGAAGAGAGGAAGAGGAAAGAAUGGAGGAAGAGAGAAGGAGACAAGAAGAGUGUAGAUUAGCAGAGGAAAAGAAGAGAAUGGAGGAAGAAGAAAGAAGGCUUGAGGAAGAGAGAGUUAGAAAGGAGCAAGAGGAUCGGAUUCGAAGGGAGGAGGAAGAGAGAGCAGAGGAAGAGAGGAGGAGACAAGAAGAAGAGCGGGAACGAUUAGCAGAGGAAAAGAGGAAACUGGAGGAACAAGAGAGAAGGAUUGAGGAAGAGAGAGUUAGAAAGGAGCAAGAGGAGCGGAUUCGGAGGGAUGAGGAAGAGAGGAGGAGACAAGAAGAAGAACGUGAAAGAUUAGCAGAGGAAAAGAGGAGACUGGAUGAAAAAGAAAGAAGGAGAACAGAAGCAGAAGAAAAAAGGCAAAGAGAGGAAGAGGAAAUGAUUAGGAAGGAGCAGGAGAGGGUGCAGGAAGAGAGGAGGAAACAAGAGGAAGAGGAGAUGGUGAAAAGAAAAAUAGAAGAGCGUGAGGAAAAGAGGAGACUGGAGGAACAAGAACGGAGAAUUGAGGAAGAGGAAAAAAGGAAAAGAGAGGAAGAGGAAAGGAUUAGGAGAGAGGGGGAAAUGGCUCUGGAAGAGAGUAGGAGACAAGAUGAAGAGGAGAGGGCUAGGAGGCGAGAAGAAGAGCGUAAAUUAGAGGAAAAGAGGAGACUGGAGGAACAAGAAAGGAGGAGAAUGGAAGCAGAAGAAAAAAAGCAAAGAGAGGACGAGGAAAGGAUUAAGAAGGAGGAAGAGAGGAGGAAACAAGAGGAAGAGGAGAUGGUGAGAAGACAAAUAGAAGAGCGUGAGGAAAAGAGGAGGCUAGAGGAACAAAGGAAGCAAAUGGAAGAAGAGGAAAGGUUUAAGAAAGAGGAGGAGGAAAAGGCUCAGAGGGAAAAGGAAGAAUAUCAGAGAUUGGUAGAAGAAAAGAGGAAACUAGAAGAGGAAAGGGAAAGGAUUGAAGCAGAUGAGAAAACUAAAAAGGAGGAAGAGAGGAAGAAGAAAGAGGAGGAGGAGGCGAGUGUUAGGAGGCAAGAAGAAGAGCAGGAGAAGUUGGCAGAGGCAAAGAGGAUAUUCGAGGAACAAGAAAGGAGGAGAAUUGAAGAAGAAAAAAUGAGACAAGAGGAAGAAGAGAGGAGAAGAAUUGAGGAAGAGGAGAGAAUAAGACAGGAAGAGCAGGAAAGGAUUCAGAUGGAGAAAGAGAGGAGGAGACAAGAGGAGGAGAGAAUAAAAAGGGAGGAAGAGGAGAGGAUUAGGAGGGAGGAAAAAGCUGAAGAGCCGUCCAGGAAGCUGGAGAAAGUAACAAAAAAUGCAGAGGAAGAGGAGAAGAUAGAAAAUAAAACAAAACACGAAGCUGUAGAGAUGAAAUCUAAAGCGGAGAGUGCUGCAGGAGUCACUAUGAAUCCAUUUGAUGAAAACUUCUCAAAUAAUCCUUUUGACGAAGAUCCCAACUCACCUGCUGGAGCCACGGACACAGUUUCACCUGUAAAACAAAGGAGUCAAUCUGUUGUGUCAUCGCUGGGUAGCGAGGCCGCCUCCACUGAUGAAAAGGAUCUUAUUAGCACUCAACGGGAGAAGCGACCGGCCCCUCAGCCACCAGGAAGAAAUCAAGCUGAGAGACAAAGUCAGAGGGAGCAGGACGAAUCUGCACGACAUCUGGCACAAAUUAACAAGCAGGGCAAAGACAAGGAUGUGAAAACCGCCAGCGUUCUCCCUCAGCGCUCGGUGCAAAUGAUCGCUCCUCUGGGCAGGCCUCCCACAGACCCAAAGAGCACCCAGAGCUUAACGCAAAGCAGUGCCACCAAAGGAACAACAAAUGUAGCCAAACACAGUAAACGCCCUGCACCGUCUAGACCUCGUUCUGUGGAGGAAGGGCCAUCAUCUGGACCCAAAACAGCCUCGUCUUCUGGUGGCAAGGUUUCCAAUAAAUUUCCCUCCAAGGCAAAACAAGAGCCGAUUGUUUAUGGUUUAAAUCCGUUUGAAGACGAUGAAGAUGAAGAUGAACAUGAGCUUGCGGCAGCUAACACUGGUUCAGUGCAAUGGCCUCCACCCAUGUCACAAGCUGCUGAUAAAGAUGAAGCCUCCCAGGCAAAAAUCAAGUCCUCAAAGACCGCCCGUGCCCCCCCGCUUCCUGCAAAGACAGCUGCCACUUCAAGUACUUCAAUCAAGCGAAACACUGAAGGAGGCGAUGUUACAGGUGAUACAGGUGUGGCCGUGCCUGAUAACAGUGAAACCCACCCAUGUGACCCAGAGCCUGUCCCUGAGAGUCCAGCGCAAGAGUCCCAGCAUGCAACGGUGCAGAGAGCCGGGGAGGAGGGAGGCGGGAAGAAAGAGGGGCCUUCUGCAACUCCACGCCGGCUUCUACCAGUGAAACCUCUUAAUCCUCUGGGACAGCAGUCUGUCUCAGCCGUUCAAGGGGAAAUAGAUAACAAGUCCAGAGGAAUCCACAGUGAAGUUCAGGAGAAAACAAAGGUAAAUGGCACUGGGCUGAAAGGGCCAUAUUCCCAGCUGACACAGGAGGAGCUCAUCGCUCUAGUGCUCAGACAGGAAAACCAGCUCUCAGAGAGAGACCUCAAGAUAUCAGAGCUGGAGCAGUACAUUGACAAAUUGCUUGUGCGAGUCAUAGAAGAAAAACCGAGUAUUCUCAUGUCCAUGAACUCUCUGAAGAAUCCUGUCUAGGUGGAUCCACAGCUGGCACUUUAUUCCCAGUGCAAAAGCUGAGGUUUACUAGGUCGAACAACAUGUUAGCAAAUGAAUAAUGAUGAAGAUUGGAAUAUAUUCUGUAAAAUAAAUCUUGCAGAGGCUGUUGCCAUUUCAGCCUUUCAGUUGGGGUAUUAUGUUAAUUUGCAAUCAAAGAUGUUAUUGAAUACAAAAAGAUAUUCUACAUUUUUCUAAAUAUUAAGUAAUGUUCUUGACACUUUGCUACAGUAUGUAUAUGUAGCAUUGAAACAACCUCUUUUGUGUAUUUGUAUUUUCAUCUUGAGUAUAAAAUUCUUUCCAGAAAUUACUUACAAGUUAUUCAUGUUAAAUAUUGCCUACAUGACAGACUUCAUUAAUGGUUAAAAAACAAACAAACAAACAAAAAAAAAAUUAAACUAUUUGUUUUUCUAUUGACUGUUAGCUUCCUGUCUUCUGGCGUUAUCUCCAGUAUGAAGAAGAGCCUUAUUUUACUGUCAAAACUAUGCACUAAUUAUGAAGAAGAAGAAGAUUAUGAGAAGUUUCUUGCUCUUGUACUGAAUGUCAAAGUUUACAUGAUUCUACUAACCCCCAAAAGGCACUUUACUCAGCUUACACUAUUAACAUGAUGUACACUGAAUUACUGCACUGUACUGAAAUUACUGCAUUAUGGUAUUAACAUGUGCAAAAUAAAAUCUUUUGUGGAAAAAAGUUGCUUUUU